AUGCAGAGUAUUGACCGACUCAGCAGAACGGCGGCCGCCGAGGAAGAUGGCGCCGACCUCAUCGGCUCCGACACGCCGCGCUCGGGCGUUGCCACUCCUCAGCCCGACCUCCAAGACAAACGCCUGCCCGGAAUCAUGAGCUACUUCGGCCAGGUUCGUCAAGACCCUUCUGCCAGCCAGCUGUCCUCCUCUGCCCGUACGCAACAUGAGAGUGGCGCGCAGGCCGCUUGUCCCCAUGCGCCGCAACCUCACGGUCCUCCCGAGAGCCCGUUGCGCUGCUGCAGGGCAAGUCUUGGUGCCCGCCCCCCCGCGCCUCCGGUCGGCGCCUCGCUUGACCCCAAAGCUGUCCAGCAAGCGCGGCUGCCUCUUCACCCAUAUCCCACCCCUCCCGCAUCACAGCCAUCUUCCUCCGGGGGGUCCAUGUCGCAGGGCGUGUGCCUGUCCAACGCCAACGCGCGUGCCUCCUUCACACUCGGCUCUCGUACUGGCAAGGAGUCACUCGAGCAGAGCCAUUCCCUGGCCGCGGACGCUUCGUCUGAUGCCAAACCGCAGGCCGACCAAGGUGGUCUUCCUGCUUCGUCGCCCUCCCACCGUCAACGAUCCCAACCCGUACCCUUGUCUGCCGAUCCGGACCAAGUCACAGGUCCUAGCAAGUGGUUCUCGUUUGAGGGACUCAAAGUGCUAACUCGUGGUGUGAUUUUCAAGAGCGGUCCUCCGACUCCCACGAGAGCACUGUCCGCUGCUCACUCAUCCCAGUCCGACGGCAAGGAGACCCCCACCCGGACGAGCAACGACGGCGCCGAUGCCAGUGGCAUCCAACCCCCGAGAAGUACCACGGGUGCCCAGGCUCCGCCGACGAAGGGCAAGAUGACCAUCAAGAUCACCGAGGCACGGGGCUUGCGCAAGAGCCGCGACCCCUACGUCGUCGCCGUUUUCCAGCGGAGCGAGCUCAUCUCCAGCGGCCCCAGGCCUUCCGAGGAUGGCGACAGCCUGAACCCCCCGGCGUCCGCCAUUGGCAGCAUCCCCAUCCAGCGGCAAGGCAGCGACUCUGGUCGUCCGAUGGCCAUUCCCAUGCGAAGCCGCCAGAGCUCCAACACCAGCAUCACCGAUUACAGCAACUUCAGGAGCCGGACCCCCGGCAGCAGGGCGCCUUCCUCGAACCCGAAGUGGGACGCCGAAGCGGUCUUGUGCGUUCCGAGCCACGUGCCCCGAGCGGCGAUGGAGCGUGAGCUGACAAUCUGCAGUGACGUCGUCGAUUCCGACAUGCUUGUCAACGUUUCCGUCUACGAUCACACGGCCACGGGCGAAGAGUUCCUCGGUCACGUCGAUCUGCAAGUCACAAAGGACCACGAGGCCCCCAUCAGAGGCUGGUUCGCUCUGCGAGGUCACGCCGACACCGUGGCCGAGAACGCACCGACGGGCGAGAUUUUCGUCGAGGCCAUGUAUCAGCGGUCCGAAAGGCGCCACUUCGGGCCCAGCGACUUCGAGAUCCUCAAGCUCAUCGGCAAGGGCACCUUCGGCCAGGUCUACCAGGUCCGAAAGCGCGACACGGAGCGCAUCUACGCCAUGAAGGUGCUCCAGAAGAAGGUGAUUGUCCAGAAGAAAGAGGUGGCCCAUACCGUCGGGGAGCGCAACAUUCUCGUGCGAACGGCAACCUCGGACUCGCCCUUCAUCGUCGGCCUCAAGUUUUCCUUCCAGACGCCGUCCGAGCUCUACCUCGUGACGGACUACAUGUCUGGCGGAGAGCUGUUCUGGCACCUGCAAAAGGAGGGUCGAUUUGACGAGAGGCGCGCCAAGUUCUACAUCGCCGAGUUGAUCCUGGCCAUUCAGCACCUGCACAACAACGACAUCGUCUACCGCGACCUCAAGCCCGAAAAUAUCCUCCUCGAUGCCAACGGACACAUCGCCCUGUGCGACUUUGGCCUGUCCAAGGCGAACUUGACGAAGAACGACACGACCAAUACGUUUUGCGGGACGACGGAGUACUUGGCACCCGAGGUUUUACUGGACGAGUCUGGCUACACCAAGAUGGUCGACUUCUGGUCCUUGGGGGUUCUGGUCUUCGAGAUGUGCUGUGGCUGGUCUCCGUUUUACGCCGAGGACACGCAGCAGAUGUACAAGAACAUCGCCUUUGGUAAAGUUCGCUUUCCCCGGGACACCCUCUCGCAAGAGGGCCGGAACUUCGUCAAGGGAUUGCUUAACAGAAAUCCCAAGCACAGGCUGGGAGCGACGGAUGAUGCCGAGGAGCUGAAGCAGCACGCCUUCUUUGCCGAUAUCGACUGGGAUCUGCUCACGAAGAAACUCAUCACGCCCCCGUUCAAACCGAAGCUCAAGUCCGAGACGGAUGUGUCCUACUUUGAUCCCGAAUUCACCAACGCCCUGGCCCAGAACGGGUCGUUGAAUGAGCGCGCGGCCGCGUUGGCCAGAGGUUAUGCCGCGUCGACGCCACUCUCUCCAUCUGUGCAGGCCAACUUCCAGGGUUUCACCUACGUCGACGAGAGCGCUCUUGAUGACCAUAUGAGAGACAGGUACCAGAACGACGAUGAGGAUAUGGAUGAUGCCCACAACAGCCACGACGAUGACGACUGGGUCAACCUGGACGACUUCGACCCUCGCAAGGCCAACGUCAACCGGAUGAGCGGCAUCUUGAAGUCGUCGGCUCCGGACGAGCAUAUGAUUGGCGGCUCGCAUUUCGAAGUUUGA
Messenger RNA from Drechmeria coniospora, 2703 nucleotides. RefSeq names its product serine/threonine-protein kinase sck1. NCBI's taxonomy places the organism in Eukaryota, Fungi, Ascomycota, Sordariomycetes, Hypocreales, Ophiocordycipitaceae. Gene Ontology annotation, molecular function: protein serine/threonine kinase activity; ATP binding. The transcript has a single exon. The coding region runs from base 1 to 2703 and encodes 900 amino acids. The record is from RefSeq and is a predicted model, not a curated record. Gene Ontology annotation, biological process: protein phosphorylation.